UGUACCUUUACAUCUAGUUUGUACUGCAGAUUGCGUGGAAAGCUAUGUGUCGGUACAAAAAUACGACGACCCUUAGCUACUCUAGUGCGGUCUCCCCGCUCAACUCCCCGCCAUGGAAAAUUCUACGCGGACUCACCCCAAUGGCCUCCACACACACAUACUACCUACCAUACAAGGCGCCGUUCAACGUAUUCCUCUACUAUUACUGUGAUCUUCUCCAAACGCCGCCGGCCCCCCUCGCCCCGCUGUCGAGGAUGUGCAUGGAUAUGGAUGGGAUGGGGCUACCAUAGUGUGAUUAUCUCCGCUUGUCAUCUUGUCGUCUUCACUCUGCGCCCCCCCUCCUCCCCCGUCUUUCUCUCUCCUCAUUUUCUCUUCCCUCCUCCAUCAUCUACUCAUCUACGAGCAAAUCAUAUUGCCGGGCUUCCCAGCGCAUCCCUGAUCGUGAUCAGCCAACCUCCUCACCUUCUUAGUCCACUCAAAAGUGUUCUGACAUCCAAGCCUCAUAUCCGUCUGCCCAUCAUCCCAUCCUUCCAUCCAUCCACUCUCACUCCCCCACACACCUUAGGGACCCUGUCGUCUCGUGGACCGCCCAUUAUUAUUGCUAUUAUAGCACGAGGCGUAUGCCCGAUAAUUCAUGCACAACGGCCACCACCCAUUCUAAAGGACGUGCUCAGCUUUCCUCACAUCCCCGCCUUCGAUAGCAAUAUAUCCUUGAGCAGGCAUUCCGCUCCCUGGUAGAUGUACACCGUACAUCCAGGAAGCAGACGUCGACUAACUCUCUAACGCUCAACCCCGCCAUGCUAGCUGCCCUGUCCCUGGCAUAGUGUGGCACGCCCUCGCUCCCUAGUCUCACUUCAAUCUGCUGCUCGUUUCCAUUCUUCGGAGUACAAACAAAAUAGAUUUGUUGCCGCUUUGGGGUCCCUAACGCUACAACCUUCCCCAGAUCGCGGAGAGAUGCAUGUUGAGAUAUAGUUGGGCUGGACACCACUCUUCUGACGCUCUUAUUCUCCGUAUCUCAUCACUUCGUUUCACUCCUACACUACAGACUCAUACGCCCGGUUGAAGCUCGCCGAGCCACGUCUACCAAGAUAACCAGUGUCUGUCUAUCAUACUAUCAUUACCUCCCCGCUCCAGCCAGUCUUACCGACCAGCCUGGGAGUAGGCAUUUCUCGAAAACUCACCAACCAAAAUGCUUUCUAACCCCCUCCAUCGCUAUUCGAGUUACCACACCAUGCCAGUCAACAACAUGGUGCCGACUGGCCACAUCCCAUCGAACCACAUUCACGGAGGCGGCUUGGACAACCUGGCGCAUGGCUCACAGUAUGCGCUACAACAACUGCAACGGCAGAUCGAUGUGCAUCAGAAUUCUCAUUCGAAUAGGGACUCCAAUUCAAAGCAUCGGCAACACCCAUACAACGGGGUAGCCGGUGGCAUGCUAGGCGGCCGAAGCUCCAGCAUGAAUGGAUCUCAGGCUUCUGGCCCAGUCCGACGACGAAUCAGCAGGGCCUGCGACCAGUGCAACCAGCUUAGAACCAAGUGCGAUGGACAAAAUCCAUGCGCACACUGUGUUGAAUUCAACCUAGGCUGUGAAUAUAUACGUGAGCGCAAGAAGCGCGGAAAGGCAUCGAGGAAGGACAUUGCACAACAAGCGGCAGCAGCAGCAGCGGCCGCGUCAGGCGAUGGCCAAAAAUCUCCUACGGCCGGAUCGUCGGGCGACAGGUCGCCAAUCGAGUCUCGAAUGGAGCACAAACCAUCGCUCGGCGAAUCAUCCGAUGGGAAUCGACGAAACUCGGGAACCGCGAAUGAACUCGCAGGGUCGCAAAAUAUCAACAACGCGCAUCUGAUGAAAGGCAAUGGACGCGCUCGAACCAGCGGACAGCUCGGUGAUUUACCACACCAGCUCCAGCCAAUAAUGACAAACCGACACGACGACGCCAUGAGCCAGUCACAGAUGGACAGCCCAACAGAAAUAGGGCUCAACGGCUACGGCGCGAUGCAUGGCUACAAUCGAUCUGUCAAUGGCCAUCUGAUGAAUAGUAAUGCAUCCGUUUAUUCCUCUACUUCUUUACCCGGAUACCCAGACCUCCCCUACGCCAUCCAGAGCCCCCCACAUUACCCAACGAAUAAUCAAUCCCCCGGAUUCAGGCUAGGGGACAGCCCCAUGCCUGGGUACUCGAUGGAGACACCCACCGUCGCCUCCCCUGGCUGGGCCUCCAUCGAGUCUCCCAUGAACCAAUAUCACAUGACACCUCACCAUCAUGUGCAGACACAACUGAGAUACCCAGUCCUACAGCCUCUUGUCCCUCACCUGACUGGGAUAAUACCCGUCUCGUUGGCAUGCGAGCUGCUUGAUCUCUACUUCGCCAGCUCGUCGUCGGCGCAGAUGCACCCAAUGUCGCCGUAUGUACUUGGCUACGUCUUCCGUCGGCGGUCAUUCCUGCACCAGACAAAGCCGCGCCAAUGCACCCCAGCACUCCUGGCGAGUAUGCUCUGGGUGGCCGCACAAACUAGCGAUGCAGCAUUUUUGACAAUCCCGCCAUCAGCUAGAGGCCGAGUUUGCCAGAAGCUCCUGGAGCUUACUGUCGGUCUCCUUAAGCCACUCAUCCACGGCCCUCCAGCUGAUGAAGCAUCGAACAACUUCUCCGAUACUGUCAUCAACGGAGUUGCGUUGGGUGGACUGGGCGUAGCCAUGCCUGGCACUGUCAGUGAAGAAGCCAUGACUGGCGAAGGCGGCGCGUUCGGUGCUGCUGGCGCUCUGGACGACGUUGUCACAUAUAUCCACCUAGCAACUGUCGUUUCUGCUAGCGAGUACAAAGGUGCAAGCCUGCGCUGGUGGAAUGCAGCCUGGUCGCUGGCCCGCGAGCUGAAACUCGGUCGCGAGCUACCACCAAGCUCCAUACCGCAACCCGACCAUGAUGUGGACGCCGAUGGUGAAGCUGAUGAUGAUUUGGAGACCUCACAUCCUCCUACCGGCUCACCUGGUAGUAUCACGGAGGAGGAGCGUGAGGAGCGCCGGAGAAUCUGGUGGCUAGUUUACACAGUAGACCGACACUUGUCGCUGUGCUACAACAAGCCCCUGUUUCUUCUGGAUGUUGAAUGCGAUCGUCUGCUGCAGCCAAUGGAUGAUACAUUAUGGCAGAGUGGGGAGUUCUAUUCCGGUGAUUCUAGCCUUCAUAUUACUUCCCCGAACGGCUCAGCCCGAAUCAGAAGGAAAGGACCUAACUUUGAGUGUACUGGCCAUAGUAUAUUCGGGUAUUUCUUGCCCUUAAUGACCAUCCUCGGCGAGAUCGUAGAUCUCAACCACGCCAAGAAUCACCCGCGAUUUGGCGUUGGGUUCCGGUCGGCCCAAGAGUGGGACGACUACGCCAAUGAGAUAACGCAGCAGCUUGAGGCGUAUGGGCGCAGCUUGAAGGACUUUGAGUUAAGGCACCUGUCUACCAAUGACGAGAACCCAGGCGCGAACAAUGGCACUGGCCCUGAUGGCAUGCCCAUGGGUCAGAAUGACACUUCGUCGCCGCACUCAGUCAAUACGACGACGUCGCGCAUGACGACUGAGUCGGAUAUCCAGACGCGCAUUGUUGUCGCGUACGGCACACACGUCAUGCACGUCCUCCACAUUCUCCUCACUGGGAAGUGGGAUCCUAUUUCGCUCCUCGACGAUAACGAUCUUUGGAUCUCGUCGCAGAGCUUUAUUAACGCCACCGGUCACGCCGUGUCAGCUGCCGAGGCGAUAGAGAACAUCCUUGAAUUCGACCCGGGGCUGGAGUUCAUGCCAUUCUUCUUCGGCGUUUACUUGCUCCAAGGUAGCUUCCUGCUCCUACUUAUUGCAGACAAGCUGCAGAGUGAAGCGAGCCCCAGCGUUGUCAAGGCCUGCGAGACAAUCGUCAGAGCCCAUGAGGCAUGCGUGGUUACGUUGAACACAGAAUACCAGAGGAAUUUCCGCAAGGUCAUGCGCUCAGCGCUCGCGCAGGUGCGCGGUAGACUACCAGAGGACAUUGGGGAGCAGCAGCUUCGACGACGCGAAGUGCUUUCGUUGUACAGGUGGACAGGAGACGGCACAGGUCUGGCUUUGUAAGACUAAAAAUAUCAAGUUGAAGGAGUUUUCGUUUGGAGUCUGGGAAUGGAUGGGGGAUGGGGGAUGGGUUAUAAGAUAUAUCUUUGUGUGUUUUUUCGUCUUAAUGGGGGAGUUUUCUAUCAGUGGUUGGGAAGGCUGAUUAUAAGAGGUGGGGAUCACGAGCGGGAUGAAUUGUCGAUGAUAUCAGGAACUUUCUAUAUAUCCCAUACCACAGUUAAGGUAUUUAGCAAUUGAGAACUCAAUUAUAU
Molecule: messenger RNA, 4323 nt
Organism: Pseudogymnoascus verrucosus
Lineage: Eukaryota; Fungi; Ascomycota; Leotiomycetes; Thelebolales; Thelebolaceae
Exons: 3
Coding region: 1190-4075 (961 amino acids)
Biological process (GO): regulation of DNA-templated transcription; DNA-templated transcription
Molecular function (GO): DNA binding; DNA-binding transcription factor activity, RNA polymerase II-specific; zinc ion binding
Source: RefSeq, a predicted model, not a curated record